Drosophila rhopaloa is the source of this 985-nucleotide messenger RNA. RefSeq names its product seminal metalloprotease 1. The coding region runs from base 38 to 820 and encodes 260 amino acids. Gene Ontology annotation, biological process: proteolysis. The record is from RefSeq and is a predicted model, not a curated record. The transcript has a single exon. NCBI's taxonomy places the organism in Eukaryota, Metazoa, Arthropoda, Insecta, Diptera, Drosophilidae. Gene Ontology annotation, molecular function: zinc ion binding; metalloendopeptidase activity.
AGUUAAUUAGUCUAGUUCGAGGAACCCAACUGGCAACAUGUCGAGGCUUGGAAUAAUAUACCUUCUGCUGCUGCAAGUGGUGCUUAACACUGGCAAACCAUUGCCGGCAGGUGUCUAUGAUCCGGAGGAGGCGGCUGGCUUUGUGGAGGGAGAUAUGAUGCUGACGGAGGAGCAGCAAAGAAACCUGGAGCAUGGUCCCAAAACUCGCAAUGGCCUUAUCAAUACCGAAAAGAGAUGGCCCAAUAAUGUGGUGGUCUACAAGAUAUCGGAUGACUUUGAUGCGGCGCAUAAAAGGGCCAUUCAGACUGGCAUCACUACCUUGGAGACGAACACCUGUGUGAGAUUCAGGGAAGCCACCGACGAGGAUACGGCCUAUUUAACAGUCACAGCCAAAUCAGGAGGUUGCUACACAGCAGUUGGCUAUCAAGGAGCGCGUCAGGAAAUGAAUCUGGAGAUUUACCCACUGGGCGAAGGCUGUUUCAGGCCAGGAACUAUCCUACACGAGUUUAUGCACGCCUUGGGAUUCUAUCACCAGCAGAGUUCGGCCAUUCGGGAUGGUUAUAUAAACGUGAUCUACGACAAUAUAGUGCCCGGCAAGGAGUUUAAUUUCCAGAAGUACGAUGCCACGGUGGUGACCGAUUUCGAAGUGGGUUACGAUUACGACAGCUGUCUGCACUAUCGACCUGGAGCCUUUUCCAUUAAUGGAGAGGACACCAUAGUGCCCCUGGACUCAAGCGCUGAAAUUGGACAGCGUGUUGGCCUUAGCUCCAAGGAUAUCGAUAAGAUCAACAUUAUGUACAAGUGUCCGAUUCUGCUCUGAUCCAGAAUCGACCCGACUGUGUACCUAGUCAAUUGUGAUACGUUAAUAAUUAUUUUUUCAGCCACAGACUGAAGCGAUUAGAUCGGUUUUAUUGAUCUACGCUGUCAUUGUCAGUGCGGUCUGUACUAUUUUUAAAGAACCGUAAAUUAAAGCUAUAUUCCUUUA